Molecule: messenger RNA, 2414 nt
Organism: Rhopalosiphum maidis (corn leaf aphid)
Lineage: Eukaryota; Metazoa; Arthropoda; Insecta; Hemiptera; Aphididae
Gene: galene
Exons: 8
Coding region: 255-2120 (621 amino acids)
Biological process (GO): potassium ion transmembrane transport; stabilization of membrane potential
Cellular component (GO): membrane
Molecular function (GO): potassium ion leak channel activity
Source: RefSeq, a predicted model, not a curated record
CCGGCCAUUUCGCUAUAGCCACACGCGCACUCUUUAUAACCACAAUAAAUAUUAUCAUAUUAUUGUAGCAGCUAGUUACCGUCACGAAAAUCUCGGCGUACCGCAAGGAAUAAUAAAAUUAACAUGUUUGCGCACACCGAUUUUUAACAAUAUAUCAAUGUUAUAAUAUUAUUAUGUAGAAACAAUUUAUCACGUAGGUGAAUAUUAGAUUUUUGGUUUUUGGUUAACGGGAAUCACACGUUGAUCUCGUGAACAUGUUGAUGGAUGUUGAUUUUGACGAUGAUACGCCAAAUCGAUGCACCACACUCGUCUACUAUGCAUGGAAGAUAUUCACGUGUUUGUUUCUGCACGUGUUACUUGUCACUAUGGUCGUGCUGUAUUGUUUGCUCGGAGCCUUUGCUUUUGAACGUCUAGAAUCGGCAAACGAAAUUGAAGUGAAAAAUAGUAUUCGUGUAAUGAGGAUGAAUGUAACUACGGAUCUUUGGAAAUACACCAAAAAUUCAUUGGUGCUCCAACAAGAUAAUUUUACAACAAAUGUUACAGCCCGAUUGCAGAAAUUUGAAGACGAUUUAAUAUAUGCAAUUAAACGUAAAGGCUGGGAUGGCGAAGAAGACACUAAAAUACAACAAUGGACCUUCACUGGGGCUUUAUUUUACUCAAUAAUUGUUAUUACAACUAUAGGUUACGGUCACAUAGCUCCAAAAACCCUUAAUGGAAAAAUAGCCACUAUAUUUUAUGCGAUUGUCGGUAUACCGUUGAUGCUUCUGUGCCUGUCCAAUAUUGGUGACAUAAUGGCGCAUUCCUUCAGGUUCCUCUACUGGAAAGUAUGUUGCUAUACGUGCACCAGGCGGCAGAGACGAGUACAGUCCCUAAGGAGGUCCCGCAGUCAAAGGUCCACUACAAGAUCACACGGUUCCAGAACUACGUCACUAAAGAGAACAGGUCGAAUAUCACAGAGAUCCGCCGACAGUGCUCUUGGAAUGUCAGAUUGUUACACUAGAUCUUCUUAUUCAGAUACCGAAUGCAGGUAUUAUAAUAAAAUGGAAAGAGAAUAUGCCAUGUUUGGAGGCGGAAUGCCCGUUAAAGCCCCUAAUCGAUAUUCACAGCAAUCCAGGUAUUCCGACACCGUACCGUUACGAAGACACUCGCCAGCUAUUAAACCAAGAUCAACCAGUCAAAAUAGUGGUCACCGAAAUAAUGCUAACCAUUAUUAUCAUGGUCGAUAUCGAGUACAAGAUCCAAGUUAUUCAGAUGGUGAUCAACUAGAUGGGCCAGAACUGCAGCAAGUGCCAUCGAUUUUAUUUAAUAAAUAUGCGCUGGACAGAGAAGAAUCUAGAAGAAUUCAUCCGAAGCAAAGCCAAGAGAUCCGCCGGAACAUCCGGGGUCACUCGGCCGCGCCAAAUUUGGCGACGGAAACGCCGUCGGGUACGUUGCGGACGAACGGCCGAAGCAAAACACCUCAACAUCUGGUCGUGGACAUGCCGCCAAUGGACCAUCCUGACCAAGAUUACUAUCCGAAACCGAAAUUCCGACCGAGACAUCGGAAUUCCAAUCAGAGUAAGUUACGAGAAGAAUUCUUGGGCGGUGGCGGCUGUGGCGGCGGUGGAGGCGGUAAGGGCAAACGUUUGGAGGUGAUGGCGCCGAGUCCGCGCAUCAUGUCGCCGCUGGGUUUCGCCGUGAACCGGCAAUACCCUCGACGGUCGACCCGGUACAGCGACUACUACGACGACGCAGAGCCGUGCGAGUUCGACGACAACAACCCGGACCACAUCAAGCCCGUGCCCAUAUGGCUGUGCGUGCUGCUGGUGGUCAGCUACAUAAUCAUGGGCGCGUUCCUGUUCAAGAGCUGGGAGAACUGGGAGUUCCCGGACUCGGCGUACUUCUGCUUCAUAACGCUCACCACCAUCGGGUUCGGCGACUUCGUGCCCGCCCAGCGUGUGAUGAAUAAAGGCGACGACACCAAGCUCCGCAUAUGGUUCUGCUCGCUGUACCUGUUGUUCGGCAUCGCCCUUUUGGCGAUGAGCUUCAACCUUGUCCAGGAAGAAGUCAUCAGCAACGUCAAGACCGUAGCCCGACACUUGGGAAUCAUCAAGGACGAGGACGAGGAGGAGUCCGAGUGACGGCGUUGACUCGUUCAAUAACAUUAUACCUAAUAAUGAUAUUUAUACAUUAUCGUAUACGUCGAAUACAAUAUAUUUACAUAAUACGGACCGCGUACACGUCGUUGUAACUUUCGCAUGAAUAUUGUUUUAGAUAAUAUUAUUAUGUUUUACGAUAUAAUUAUUGUGUUCAUGUCUUUGCGGCUGUCAACCGCCCGUGCCUGUUUUGUACAUUUUACCUGCAGUUAUUGUGUGUAUAAAUUGUUUUAAGAAAUUUCAUUUUAAUAACCAAAAAUAAAAAUGUUUUCGAUACAC